Messenger RNA from Monascus purpureus, 618 nucleotides. NCBI's taxonomy places the organism in Eukaryota, Fungi, Ascomycota, Eurotiomycetes, Eurotiales, Aspergillaceae. The record is from the annotation of a GenBank genome assembly.
AUGCCCAUCAGCCUGGAUAACAUCAACUUCUGCUACCAAUACCCUCCGCCUAAACCGAUUACUACCUCUCGUUGGAAGCCGUAUCAAGUCCCCCCAACUCCAGCACACCUUCCACAUGAAACCUGCCUCCUUCCAUCUAAGGCAGGUGUCUCGGCGUCGACCGCCCCUGGUUGGAGCGGUGCUCGAGAUGCCUCCCAAGGUCCGAGUAUCUCAUCGGAUGGAAGCACGACGGGGGUCCGCAGUGAAUCUGACACCGGGAUAGAAGGUAUGGCUCCGGAAGAACUCAGUUCGAAGGUGUCAGAGAAGGGUCCAGAGACGCACCAGGCUUGUGACUUCUUCGAUAAGACAGCCACUGAUAUAUCCUGGAGCCUGAGCGCCCCUUCAGCACGUGUUGCCGCGUUAGAGCCGACACAAAUCCAGAUAAGCGAUGGUGAUAGCCGCACAACCGUGCAUCACGAUCCAGUUGCUGUGGAGGAUGUCUCGCAAAAGCAGUCGGACGAGCAGUCGUCAUUCUCAAUGCAACCUCCGACUUCUUCAGACUGUGGACCGGAUGAAUCUGAGCAGGAAGUUCCAGAUUCCACGCCAGAGCAGUGCACGGUCGACGCAACCAAUUUGUGA